AUGACUACAUACACCUGGCAAGUGUUGGCUAUCUACAUGGUCUUAGCUACAAACCUCUCCAAGCAGCAAGUGCUGAAGCAAGCUUGUCCUUCAUGUGAUGCCAGUCAGAUUUGCAACUGCUCCUUCAUGGGCUUGGACUUCAUUCCCCCGGGGCUCAUGGCUGAAAUCACAGUGUUAAACCUAGCCCACAACAGGAUACAGUGCAUCCAAUCCCAGGACCUGAAGCAGGCUGUGAACCUGAGAGCCCUGCUGCUGCAGUCCAACAAAAUCAGCUCCAUAGAAGAGGACUCGUUUCAGUCCCUGGCAAAACUGGAGCUCUUGGACUUAUCAAAUAACAGCUUGGUUCACUUGUCCCCUCUGUGGUUUGGGCACCUUUUCUCACUUCAGCACCUCCACCUUCAAGGCAAUUCCUACAGAGACCUGGGGCAGAGCUCCCCCUUUUCUGGCCUGAGGAACCUGACCUCUCUCCGCCUGGGCAACCCGCAGUUCUCUGUGAUAAGGCAAGGGAACUUUGAAGGCAUUGAGCUUCUGCACAAGUUGUGGAUUGAUGCUAGCAAUCUCAGUCAGUAUGAGCAGGGAAGUUUGAACUCAAUUAAGACGGUAAAUCAUAUGAUCCUAAACAUAACAAGUAUUAAUGUAUUCUCAGAAAUUGUUAGGGACAUUCUGCACUCUGUUGCUUGGUUGGAAGUGAGAAGAAUAGCGUUCAGCACUGCUGCAGAAAUGGAAGUAUUGAGAAUCAUGUCUUCAUCUUUUGCGAAAAAAAUUACUUUUAGACAGGCCUUACUAACAGAUGCUACUGUUCCGAAGAUUGUCAGCAUUUUAGAAGACAUGCCAAAAUUAGUGGAGCUGGAGCUGGUAGACUGUAGACUCUUGGGAACUGGACAAUGGAAAAUGCAAAUUCAAGCAAAUCAGUCACAGACACUUAGAGUUUUAACAAUAGAGAACUUAUCUAUAGAAGAAUUUUACUUGUUUACAGAUCUUCAGUCGGUGGAAGGUCUACUGUCUAAUUUUACGAGAGUCACAGUUCAAAACACCAAGGUUUUUUUGGUACCAUGCAGAAUUUCACAACAUCUUCUGUCUUUAGAAUAUCUAGACCUUAGUGCAAAUUUGCUUGGAGACCAAAGUUUAGAACAUUCAGCCUGUCAGGGUGCUUGGCCAUCAUUACAAAUUUUAAAUCUAAGUCAGAAUUCACUGAGUGACUUAGAAAUGACAAGUAAAAGUUUGUCUCAUCUAGGAAACCUAAUUGUUUUAGACAUUAGCCAAAAUAAUUUUGGUGAGAUUCCAGAUGGGUGUGAAUGGCCAAAAGCCCUGAAAUAUUUAAACCUCUCCAGCACUCAAAUUCCUAAAGUAACAAUGUGCAUUCCUGAAACGUUGGAAGUUUUGGAUGUUAGUGGAAACAACCUGAAGGAGUUUGGACUGGAGCUGCCCAUGCUGAAAGAGCUGUACCUCUCAAGAAACCAGCUGAAGACCCUGCCGGGUGCCGCACCUUUCCCAAACUUAGUGGCCUUGUCCGUCAGAAGAAACAAGCUGAACAGUUUCUCCAAGCAGGAGUUUGAGUCCUUCAAGAGAAUGGAGCUGCUGGAUGCCAGUGACAACAACUUCAUCUGCUCCUGUGAGUUCCUCUCCUUCAUCCACCACGAAGCCGGGAUAGCCCGGGUGCUGGUGGGGUGGCCGGACAAGUACGUGUGUGACUCUCCGCUGGCGGUGAGAGGGGCGCAGGUUGGCGCCGUGCACCUCUCCCUGAUGGAGUGCCACAGGUCCCUGGUGGUGUCGCUGAUCUGUGUCCUGGUGUUCCUGGUCGUCCUGGUGCUGGUGGCAGUCGGCUACAAGUACCACGUGGUCUGGUACCUGCGGAUGACGUGGGCAUGGCUGCAAGCCAAGCGGAAGCCCAAGCGCGCCCCGCCGAAGGACGUGUGCUACGACGCUUUUGUCUCCUACAGCGAGAACGACUCCGACUGGGUGGAGAACACCAUGGUGCAGGAGCUGGAGCAGGCCUGCCCUCCCUUCCGGCUCUGCCUGCACAAGCGGGACUUUGUGCCUGGGAAAUGGAUUGUGGACAACAUCAUCGACUCCAUUGAGAAGAGCCACAAAACGCUCUUUGUGCUGUCCGAGCACUUUGUGCAGAGCGAGUGGUGCAAGUACGAGCUGGACUUCUCGCACUUCCGCCUCUUUGAUGAGAACAACGAUGCGGCAAUUCUCAUCCUCCUGGAGCCCAUCCAGAGCAAAGCGAUUCCCAAGAGGUUCUGCAAGCUGCGGAAGAUCAUGAACACAAAGACUUACCUGGAGUGGCCUGCUGGUGAAGAGCAGCAGCAGGUGUUUUGGUUUAAUUUGAAAAUAGCUCUAAGAUCCUAG
Molecule: messenger RNA, 2352 nt
Organism: Hirundo rustica (Barn swallow)
Lineage: Eukaryota; Metazoa; Chordata; Aves; Passeriformes; Hirundinidae
Product: toll-like receptor 2 type-2
Exons: 1
Coding region: 1-2352 (783 amino acids)
Biological process (GO): toll-like receptor signaling pathway; inflammatory response; immune response
Cellular component (GO): membrane
Molecular function (GO): protein binding; triacyl lipopeptide binding; transmembrane signaling receptor activity
Source: RefSeq, a predicted model, not a curated record